Messenger RNA from Crotalus tigris (Tiger rattlesnake), 794 nucleotides. RefSeq names its product inactive N-acetylated-alpha-linked acidic dipeptidase-like protein 2. The annotation marks the transcript as partial. Lineage: Eukaryota; Metazoa; Chordata; Lepidosauria; Squamata; Viperidae. The transcript has 5 exons. The record is from RefSeq and is a predicted model, not a curated record.
GUUUCUCUCCCUCUCUCUCACUUACACAGACAGCAAGCUUUCUUUCUGAAGCUGUUUUUCCUGUGUCUUCGACAAUAUCCACAAAGCCUGAUUCUUCCUUUCGCCUGCACGAAUCCAUCACUAAGUUGACGGGCGAAGCAAUUUUGCAAAUUGCUAGCAAGCCAGUUCUGCCUUUUAAUGCCCUGGAUAUUGCAUUGGAAGUUCAGAAGAACCUGCAAGACGACCCUCAUAAUGUUGGCAAUUUGCUGAAGGUGGCCUAUGCUUUGCGGGAGAGCGCAGAAUUGUUUCAAUCAGAUGAGAUGCGGCCAGCCAACGACCCAAAAGAAAGAGCUCCUGCCCGUAUCAGGAUGUUGAAUGACAUACUGCAGAGUCUUGAGAAAAACUUCUUAGUUUCAAGUGUUCCACCUGGUUUUUACAGAAAUAUCCUUUAUCGACUAGAUGACAGGAAACAGCAAUUUUCAGUACUCCUGGAGGCAGCAGAGCACUGGAAGUUACAUCAGUCCAAUGAGACUCUACAAGCUAUCUUGUCAAAAGUGUUCAACAGUUUCAACUCAGCUCAGUGAUGCUUAUUAUACAUCCACACGCAAAUAUUAAGAACUGGAAUGUUACAAAAUGAAAUGACAGCAAUUUUGAUUGUAAUUAUUAGUUCGGUCCUGAAUUACACUUUUCUUCCUUCAAGAAAAUAAACUGACAUAAUGAUUUCAAUCUAAUGUAUGAUGCAUUGAUUUAUAAGCUGAAAAAAUGUGUUAUUUUAACAAACUGCUUAUCAAUAAAUUAUAUUUUAAAUUUCUGAA